Lobosporangium transversale is the source of this 1466-nucleotide messenger RNA. RefSeq lists its product as hypothetical. The record is from RefSeq and is a predicted model, not a curated record. Lineage: Eukaryota; Fungi; Mortierellomycota; Mortierellomycetes; Mortierellales; Mortierellaceae. The coding region runs from base 215 to 1285 and encodes 356 amino acids. The transcript has a single exon.
AAGUGCGUUUGACCCACAGACCCUCUCUUCAGACCCCUUUCAGCUUGACAAUGGCUUGGAUAGCUUGCUUGGAAAUGUAUCUCUCGGAUGGGAGACCAAUAGUGACAUCCCUGAUGACCAAGCUUAUGAUGAGUUUGUGUUCGAUCUGGCUCCAUCUACCUUCGAUACUCCUGCGACUGUGAAUGUCGCAGACUUGAUUGUGGGGUCUAGUUCGAUGGAUGUAUCAGCAUCUGUAUCUCCUCGUGAGUUAGAUUUGCAAAAUGACAGCACCUACCACGAUCUUGCACUGGCCAAUUACUAUGGAUUCAACGAAGAUACUGCCUUCGAUUAUGAGUCCGGUUCGGAGUCUAGUUCAGAAUCUGAUAAUGAUGAUUCUAAGGACCCUGAAGAUGACGAGGAAGUGGAGAAGUCCGCAAUAGCUACAUCGUGCGAUGCAUCCAUCAGCUCUGUGAAUUUUCCUAUGCUCACUACUGAAACGAUCAUUGCAGAUGAUGUAAUCCCUAUUGCUGUCGCCUGCAAAGAAAAUCCACAACAACUGGCUAACUUGUCAGUACCCGUCGCCUCCCGGGACCCUAAUAAACGUCGCAUGGAGGAAGAUCUAGUUACCCGCAUUAGUAAUGAUCUAGGACCUGAACAUAUGUCUGGCCUUUUCAGAAUCUUGAAGGGUGGUCAUGAAGAAGAAGAGGCAGAUGAAGUAGAAGAAAUGGAAGUUGAUCUGUCAUCUCUGGAUGAGGCCACGUUGGUUGAAGUAUAUCAGUACGUUGAGUCGUGCUGUAUGCAGACCAUGGCAUCGAUUCUUGCUGCAGAACAACGUGAGCGAGCAGCAUUGGAGAAACAGAAGCAAUGCUCUGCAGAGAGGACUCCCGAGCUAUCUUGUGAUCCUUCAUCCUCAUCCUCGUUAUCCAGCUCUCCUUCUCCUUCUCACCCAUCAUCCCAUCCAGUAUCUCCUAGAAGUCGCCGGUCAAGCCAUAGUUGCCACAGUAAUAGGAAACGCAAUGGCGUAGUGUCAUCGUUGUCUCACCAUGAUUCUACUGUAACUGAGCUACAGGAUGCACUCUGGAAUGUAGUGGCAUCAGCAGCCCAUCAUCCUUAUAAGCCUCGCAGGAAACGCUCCAACACUAGCGCGGGUCGCAGGUCGCAAGAGACUCAGAUGCAGAUCCAGCAAACAGCACGAAGCCUUAACUCAGAGGAGACGCUAGUCUUGUGCGCAGUCAAGCAUGACCUUCAAGGCAAUGAGAUGGAGAUGGGUGAAGAUGACGCAGAGAUUGAUAUCGUGGGCAUCUAAGCAAGCUUUUUUGGGGGCUCUUUUCCUCCCUUGUACUUUUUACUCUACCACAACCAGCAACUUUGUUGUGUACAUGUGUAUAUUAAUGUGUAUUUUAGAUUGCGGGUUGUAGGAGACUUCCAUAGUUUUGUUUAAAAAAGUCUUUUUUGUUUUUGUUUUUGUUUUUUUUUUUUAGUUGCAG